UCUCUCUAGCUGUUUUUUGCUGUUGCCCAAUAGAUAUUACCCUUUUUUCCUAUUCUCUCUCUCCAUUUUCGUUUUAUUUUUCAAUUAACAAAUCUAAUUCCCCUGUCUCUUUCCCCCAUUCUCUCUUCCUUAUGCUCUUCUUAUAUUGCUCAUAACUGACGCUCCUCCUCCUCCCCUUGUUCUCCCAACCACAAUCCUCUCUCUUCUUCUUCAGGCAAACAGAAAACUAAAAUUAGAAGAAGAUGAAUUGGGUUUGUGAAGAGAUGCAAACCGCCGCCACCGACCGCCGUGAGCGAAUUGUUUGUCCAAAACCCCGCCGUCUCGGUCUCAUCAAUGAUACUUGCAACGAUAACCCAUUUAGACACCGGUUUGAUUCAGAUGCUCUGGAUCUCCUCUUCUUAAAGGGUGGUUGUGGUUUGGAGAAUUUUAACAGUAGUAAUGCACAAUUAGCCUCGUCGCCACCGUAUUUUUGUGGAUCGCCGCCGAGUAGAGUAGCUAACCCAUUAAUCCAAGACGCUCGAUUUGGGGAUGAGAAGCCAAAGCUGCUGCCCCUCUUUUCGCCGGCGGCUUCUCCUCCUUUGUCUCCACCGCCGUCGGCCGGUCGGAAAGGUGGGUGUGUCCGGGUUAAUUUUGGUAAGAACCCGGCGGUGAGGAUCGAAGGGUUUGAUUGCCGCCUCGACAGAGAGAGGCGAAACCGUAGCAUCCCUGCUCUGGCUUAGAAACCCUAUCCAAGCCGAGCCGGUUGAGCAAUGAUGAUGAAGAAAACAAACACAUGGAUUUUAAUUUUUUUUCCCACAUUCAAAAUUUAAAUAUUAAAGUAAAAUUUUGAAAGAAAAGAAAAAACCUUUUUGACCAAAAGACCAUUAUUGUAAAUAACUUGAAAAGGAAAUCCAAGUAAAUAUUAUGUCAAAAGAAAAGAGGGCCUUGUUAGGUUUCUUUCUCUUCAUGUUUGAGACUCCUUAUUUGACCAUAUUGAAGAAUAAGAGGGAGAGGGAGAUAAUUCUUCUCUAUUUUGUAAUAUAUUUAAGUUUUUUUUUUCUUUAGUAGUGUCCAAGAUUGUUUCUUAGGGGCAAACAUUUUGUUGCAGCUUGAGAAUGAGAAAACAUGUACAAAUCGAAGCUGCAUAAAUUCAAUAUUAAUCAUGUAAAUUUUUAAAUGUUAUAUAUAUAUAUAUACACACUUUUCCCAAUCUUUUUUGGGAUAUUUUCUUUA
Molecule: messenger RNA, 1212 nt
Organism: Cucumis sativus (cucumber)
Lineage: Eukaryota; Viridiplantae; Streptophyta; Magnoliopsida; Cucurbitales; Cucurbitaceae
Exons: 3
Coding region: 243-719 (158 amino acids)
Source: RefSeq, a predicted model, not a curated record